CACGAAGGAUUCUGUUGUGUUCGCUCUGAAUCUGCAAGCGUCUGUAGAAGGCCUUGCGAUUAGAACAAGUUAGUGGUGACCAUUGCGCGCAAUGUUGUUAAAGUCUUCCUGCCGUCUUACCUUACCUCCACGGAUAUGCGGUCGAGUUGCAUUAAUGCCUGGAGCUCUGGGGCGUGGAUGCCGAAGGCAGCUCUGCCGUGCGAACCCUGAGGAGCUUACACCUGUUCCAAUUAUCCGCGAAGAAGGGCAAGUGCCCUCGCUGCUCCGGUCUAGCCCGGAUGAGUUUGGGGAGGAGGAUGAGGGAAGUGGCGCGCUCCAGAAAUUUCUUUACCCGGAUCCGGAGGAGCUUCCUCCACAGGAAAGCCUGAGCAUGCCGAUUUGGGACCACCUGGAUGAGUUGCGCGAGCGCGUGCUUGUGGCGGCACUUGCGUGCGCAGUAGCCAUCCUAGCAUGCUUUGCUUUCAGCAAGGACCUCGUUGUGUUCCUGGAGGCCCCCGUCGCUGACGCAGGCGUGCGCUUCCUGCAGCUGUCGCCUGGAGAGUUCUUUUUCACGACACUGAAGGCCUCGGGCUACGCUGGCCUCCUCUUGGCCGCCCCCACUGUACUGUACGAGGUAAUUGCCUAUGUCGUACCUGGCUUGACGAAAUCAGAGCGCACCUUCCUGGCGCCCAUCGUGUUCGGGAGCUCCAUCUUGUUCUACCUGGGACUGGCAUUCUCGUACGAGAUUCUAACUCCGGCGGCCCUCAACUUCUUCGUGUCAUACGCCGACGGUGCUGUGGAGAGCCUGUGGUCUAUCGACCAGUACUUCGAGUUCGUGUUGGUGCUGAUGCUAAGUACGGGUUUGUCUUUCCAGGUUCCUGUAUUGCAGGUGAUGUUGGGCCAGUUGGGCAUUGUGACCAGCGAGCAGAUGUUCUCCAUUUGGCGAUGGGUGGUGGUGGGCUCCACCAUUGCGGCGGCAGUGCUGACACCGUCUACCGACCCCUUCACCCAGGCAGGGUUUCUGAGUCGCGCGCUGCUGGCCAUUCCGCUUGUGGGGCUGUACAUGGGCGGUGCCAGCGUUGUGCGGGUCAUUGAGCAGUCACGCGGCCAGACAGCCAAGGCGGUGUGA
Molecule: messenger RNA, 1108 nt
Organism: Volvox carteri f. nagariensis
Lineage: Eukaryota; Viridiplantae; Chlorophyta; Chlorophyceae; Chlamydomonadales; Volvocaceae
Exons: 6
Coding region: 92-1108 (338 amino acids)
Biological process (GO): intracellular protein transmembrane transport; protein transport by the Tat complex
Cellular component (GO): TAT protein transport complex; membrane
Molecular function (GO): proton motive force dependent protein transmembrane transporter activity
Source: RefSeq, a predicted model, not a curated record